Molecule: messenger RNA, 948 nt
Organism: Ceraceosorus guamensis
Lineage: Eukaryota; Fungi; Basidiomycota; Exobasidiomycetes; Ceraceosorales; Ceraceosoraceae
Exons: 6
Coding region: 1-948 (315 amino acids)
Source: RefSeq, a predicted model, not a curated record
AUGGCCAAGCGAAGUAGUCAAACGAACGCGCGUGCAGGCGCAGGCGCCUCAGCAUGCAAGCACUAUGCAAGCGGCACGCAGUCGAUCCGAGCGGCGGUCGAAAAGAAGAAAAAAAAAAUCUGGGGAAAAAUGCGGGGAAGUGCUGAAGUGCCUAAAGGCUGCGCUGACCCUACUCCGGGCUCUACUGCCCGGACGACGCUCUCCGUUGCUCGACCGCGUUCUGCGCGACUGCUGCCGCGCAAGCUGCUGCUUGCCCUCAGCCGCGCGUGUCUCAACCCUUUGGCAUCAAUCUCACAACCGCCACAUGCGGAGAAGAAGCAGCGCGCCGGCCACGCGUCUGCACGCCUCAAGUUGGUCGAACGCAGAAGGCGGAAAAGUGCUGCGACCGACCGGGAAUACAAUUUACGAAGUCAAAGAAUAAUCACGAAUGCAGCAACGAUCAAAAGCGAUUUGCAAACGGCCGCUGCAACCGCGUGGUCGCUCGUCGUCGCUGUGACUUUUCUGCUGCUCUUGCCGCACGCACGGAUCGCGUGUACUGUACUAGUCACGAGUCCGCCUGCAUCGAGCGUGCUGGGUAAAGUCGAGCGCAUGCGCGCACUGUCGAGAGUCUCUCUGGGCCCCUGCUUCCCUUCGCGUGGACGACUGAAACUACUCUCAGACUGUCACUCGGUCCAGCUGGGCAGUCGCAACGCUGAAACGACUCACCUGGCUAGUCGAGUUGAUGCUCUUCUUCAGACCUUCUGGCACGCGCCUGCAUUUGCGCUUUUGAUUGACGUCUCUCUGCUGCAUCGAGCGACGCUGCCGUCAUACGUGGUUCAGCAAAUUAAAAGCCGCCGGCGAGCUACUGCACGCCAGGCCAAGUCCGGUCAAGUGACGAUCGGAUCCAUCAUGCUGGGUAGCAAGUGCAUCAGACCACUCAUCAAGCGUCUUGCGUUGCGUGAUACAUGA